This is a messenger RNA of Drosophila persimilis, 1919 nucleotides long. RefSeq names its product peptidyl-prolyl cis-trans isomerase sig-7. Gene Ontology annotation, molecular function: RNA binding; peptidyl-prolyl cis-trans isomerase activity. Gene Ontology annotation, cellular component: nucleus. Bases 43 to 1890 code for a protein of 615 amino acids. Gene Ontology annotation, biological process: protein peptidyl-prolyl isomerization. NCBI's taxonomy places the organism in Eukaryota, Metazoa, Arthropoda, Insecta, Diptera, Drosophilidae. The record is from RefSeq and is a predicted model, not a curated record. The transcript is spliced from 2 exons.
UCUGUUUAUGGGUGUUUUUGCUGAUUAUUGUGAAGCUGCAUCAUGUCCGUGGUGAUUGAGACCACGCUGGGCGAUCUGACCGUCGAUCUAUUCACAACCGAACGCCCCAUCGCAUGCCUGAACUUCCUAAAGCUCUGCCGGCUUAAGUACUACAACUACAAUCUUUUCCACACCGUGCAGCAGGGAUUCAUAGCGCAGACCGGGGAUCCCAGCGGCGCUGGAGAUGGCGGCUCCUCCAUCUGGGGCGUUGUGGAGGGCCCACAGAAGCGCUUCUUUGAAGCCGAAUACCUGCCCAAGAUCCACCACUUGAAUGCCGGCAUGCUGUCACUUGUGAGCGCAGGAAAGAACCUAGUGGGCUCUCAGUUCUUCUUCACCCUGGGGGAGGACCUGACAUCGCUGGAUGGCACCCACUGCGUCAUUGGCGAGGUGGUGGAGGGUCACGAGGUGCUGCGCCAGCUGAACGAUGCCAUUGUGGAUGAAAAGUUUCGCCCCUACCAGGACAUACGCAUAACUCACACGGUGGUACUGGAGGACCCGUAUCCCAAUCCACGUGGCCUGCAGGCGCCCAGCCGCUCGCCAUCGCCCAGUGCCGAACGGUUGAAGAACGGUCGCAUCGCCGCCGACGAGGACAUCGACGACACCGACGGCAUGACAAUGGAGGAAAUGCAGGAGAUGCUGGCCGAUCGCGAGGCCAAGGCCCGUGCCACUAUACUCGAGAUCGUGGGCGAUUUGCCAGAUGCGGAUAUGGCCCCCCCUGAAAACGUACUCUUCGUGUGCAAGCUCAAUCCGGUCACGACGGACGACGACCUGGAGAUCAUCUUCAGUCGCUUUGGUGUGGUGAAGGGAUGCGAGGUGAUACGCGAUCGGAAGACCGGCGACUCCCUGCAGUACGCCUUUGUGGAGUUUGAGGAACAGAAAUCCUGCGAGGCUGCCUACUUCAAAAUGGACAAUGUCCUGAUCGACGACCGCCGCAUACACGUAGAUUUCUCCCAAUCCGUGUCGAAGGUUACGUGGCGCGGCAAAGGACGUGGCGUGGAGGGCGUUGACGGCAAGCUGGACUUUGACAAUCUACGGGACAACAAUGAGCGGAGGCCCCAUAACAACGGCAGGGGCAGAGACAGAGACAGAACUGAUGAGCAUCGGGAUCGCAAGAGGCCUGACGAUCCGAGAAGUCGAAUGAGCUCCGCGGAGCGUCGAAAGGCGAGAGAACAACGCCACCAGGAACAGAACGAACAUCGGGACAAUCGAAGGCGUUCCCGAUCCAGAGAUCGAAACGAGCGAAGAAACCCAAAUGAGAGGCAGAUCAGGGAGGGCAACGAUGGAAAACGUUUCAAUGAUCGCCGGCGCUCAUCAUCCAGGGAUCGUAUCAAUCGAAGAGAUCAUCGUAUGGACAUGAGAAGAUCCAGAUCCAGAGAUCGCAACGAACACAGGCGAGAGAGAUCCCCACAAGGAGCCAGACAUUAUGGUCAAAGCAGAGAACCCAUCAGGAACAGAGAUAAUGGAUCAGAGAGAAGGCCCCAGCAAAGACAUCCUGAACCCAGAGACCGCGAUGAACGGAAUCUGGAUAGAAAUUCAAAAAGGAUCGAACGCAAGGAGAGUCCUGAAAGGAAACGUAAGCCCUCAGCACCAGUAGAAAAGAAGGAGAAGAGCCAGAAGGUAGCAAGGAAGAAGUCGAAGCGUGCAGCCAGCAGCAGCUCAGACUCCAGCGAUGACUCGUCGGACAGUGAAAGCGAUUCCGAUUCCACGUCCUCGGAUAGUUCUGAGGAGAGCUCUAGCUCCUCUUCCUCCUCGGACGAGCGCAGCAAGCGCAAGAGGAGCAAGAAGUCGAAGCAGAAGAAAGCUCAGUCGAAAAGCAAACACAAAUCGAAAAAGAGACACCAUGGAAAAUAAAAUAAAGCGAUUUUCUUGACUGGAACAUA